AUGGGCCCCUGUACCGCCUCCUCAUGCUGCUGCCAGGCCCGUAAUCUGCCAUGGGCCCCCAUACCAACUCCUCAUGCUGCUGCCAGGCCCGUAAUCUGUCAUGGGCCCCUGUACCGCCUCCUCAUGCUGCUGCCAGGUCCAGAGUGUGUCAUGGGUCCCUGUACGGCCUCCCAUUGCUGCUGUCUCCAUCGCCACACUCUGCCAUGUGCCACUUUCAGGUCUCCUCACACUGCUGGUGGUUUCCAUUUUUGUCAUAGGGUGCUGUAUGGCCUCCCAUUGCUGCUGCCUCCACCGCCACACUGGCUCCACACUCUGGUUUUGGCCCCGUGACUGCCCAAAUGAGUGAAGUGUGCGGUGAUUCUAAGAUCGACGGCACUCAUCUGCAUGUCAUACUGACUGUCAGUAUUAUUUCUCUUCCCCAGCAGACUCCAAGGGCAUUUAAAUUAAAGGUACAGUGUUCUGCAAUAAUAUAA
Messenger RNA from Staurois parvus, 473 nucleotides. The record is from the annotation of a GenBank genome assembly. NCBI's taxonomy places the organism in Eukaryota, Metazoa, Chordata, Amphibia, Anura, Ranidae.